AAAAUCUCGAGCCACAACAUCAUGUUCAGCGUGUUGAUGAGCCAAAAACGCAUGGAAUGAGGCAGGCGCAUGAAGCCGACAACGCAGAGUGUGGAGCAGCACUACAGUUUAACACUUCUGGCAGUCCUAAUGCAAAAAAGAAAACCGCAAAUGGAGACAGUACUGGAGGAGCAUCUUUGGCCGAGAAUGUGCGAUCAACAUCUGCCCCAGUCGUGCCCGCCGAAGAAACGAUCGCAAAGCGAGAUGGCCCUAGGAGAAAAGACGUUCCUGAGCAAAAGGCGC
Molecule: messenger RNA, 282 nt
Organism: Amoebophrya sp. A25
Lineage: Eukaryota; Dinophyceae; Syndiniales; Amoebophryaceae
Source: the annotation of a GenBank genome assembly